This is a messenger RNA of Lates calcarifer (barramundi perch), 2199 nucleotides long. RefSeq lists its product as uncharacterized. The transcript is spliced from 7 exons. The coding region runs from base 1 to 1950 and encodes 649 amino acids. Gene Ontology annotation, biological process: double-strand break repair involved in meiotic recombination. The record is from RefSeq and is a predicted model, not a curated record. Lineage: Eukaryota; Metazoa; Chordata; Actinopteri; Centropomidae.
AUGGAAACAGCUGUGUUUAGUUCGAGCUGUCAAAACACGAACGGUAAACUGUGGAAUUUACUUCCUAUAUUGCGUCUCCAAUGGCAACGCACGUUGCGCUUUACGGCUAGACGACACACACCCGUUACUGACGUAAACAUCGACGUAACGUUUCACAUACAGUCUUUUCAGGUCUCAGAAGUUCACGGCUCAGACGGCUUAGCUCCACCCCAGCCUCGGUCACUCAAGCCAAGAAAAAGGGAAUGUCCAAGUGAUGAAAUCUCCCAGGCUGAUGAUGUUGAGACUUCUCUUCAUCAACAGGACACAGAGGAGAAUAAGACAACAGAGGUUGCCACACUGCUACAAUGUUCCCAGUCCCCUCUGCAGGAAUGUGCUAUGAUUACAAAUCAACAGGAUCAGGCAGUCAGACAGUCCUGUUUCACAAAACAAGAUGACUCCAGAGAGGAAAAACAUGCAGAAGCAGCAAAUGUCUACUUGAAAAAUGUGAUGGUUAAAGCUUCUGAAAGGCAAGAAGAGACUACUGUCCCCAGUUCCUGUGAUGACUCUGAGCUGGAGGGCUGUAGAGUACAUACUGACAAUGACACCAACAAGCAUGGAACAGAAGAAAUAACUCAACAUGAAGGUAUCAGAUCUCCAUCUCAGUCAGUUGGUGAUCAACUCCAGGUCUUCUCGCCAACUUCUGAAGAGGGUGAUGGAUCCUGUGCAACUGCUCUGGAGAAGCGACUGGAUGCAAAGGAAAACUCUCAGUGUAAUUUUGAGAGAAACCAUGAAUCCAGCCAAGAAGAACCAUGCAACAUGUACACGGCUGAUGUAAAGGAAGUUGUAAAGGAGGCAGCAGCGGGGUUACCGGCCAAAAAAAAGCGAAGGAUGGGCAUGUGUGGUCUGACAGAGAGGGAGCGGAGCCAUUUUUUACAGACACAGAAGCGUGAAAAUGGGCAGAAUGGGGCAGAGAGAGUUGAGAAGCAGAUUUGUAACAAUAACACAGCUGACCCUGUGGCUCAGGAAGAGAUUACAUCUACCCCAGUACACCAUAUCACAGGGCAGAGUGAGGCAGAGAUAAAACUUCAGUCCAGUCACUGUGGAAGGGAUGACAGGGCAGAGACUGAAGUCCACAUUGCUGCCACAACCUCUGCUGAGACCAGUACUAUGUGUGAUCCAGGCUGCUCAGAGGAAAAGAGCUGUGGGGCUAAAGGAGACACAAAUCCUGGUCCAAAACAAAGUGGUGAGCCAAAGUCAGAUCCACUGGCACAGGAGGAAGUGGAGGAGCAACUGGGGAGUUGGGAGCGACAGGAAAAUGAGGGAAGUACAACUGAGAUUAUGACCACAGCACCUGAGAAACAAAGCAAAGACAAAGAAGAAAGGUCGGCAGAAGCAGACUGUAGUCCUGCCUUGAGUUUUUACACUAAUCAAACUAAAAAUGAGGACACAGAGAAAAAGGAGGACGGGAGCAAGACUGCUUCUCUUCAGGUGGAUGACGAAACUAAAACAAGAGCUGAGCAGAAGGAAGAGAUUGGGUUUGGUGCUGAUGAUGGAGCUGAAGUGGAGGGAACUUCAUCCACAGGAUUUAACUGUGGCUCUGUGAAGCUCUGUGACACUGCAGUGACACCCAGUGGCUCAGAAAGGAAAGAGAAGUGUGAUCCUGAGGAUGAACCUGGUCCCUCUACUGUGAAAGCUAAGCACAGUGAGACCAAGGAUACUGCUGACCCGUUUGACUCUGGAUGUUUAGAUGAUGUGUCAGACUCGCAGCUGAACACUAUUGUUCUGAUUGAGGAGGAGCUGAUGGGGAGAUGCGAAGAUCCUGGCUCCUCAGACUGUCAUGAGGAUGCCACAGACCUGAUCUGUGGGCUCAUCAGAGAACUCUCCUCUUUAAAUCGAAAAGUCAUGGCCACACAUAGGGAGCUGGAGAACCUGCGACGUGGCAGUAAAACUUCAAGGAGCUCCCUGCGUUGAGGAUUUCAAUGAUGUUCCUGCCAUCCUGAGUUUACAGUUACCCCAACAGUUCUUGGGUAAUGAAGGCAUUUCUUGCACUCUGGUACAAACCCUUAAUAUUUCAUUAUAAAUCUGUUCUCACUUUUCAUUGGCAGUUGGAAUGCUCUAGUUCUCCCAAAAUAAAACCUGCCAUUGUUAAGUCAGUAAUUUGAGUAUUGUUAUGUAAAUAUUAUUAAUAUCUGUCCUUCAUGACUGGCUUAAAUUGUGUUG